AUGUCAUCUAAUGUUCCAAUCGCUGGCAGCAACAUUACCGCGCCAACGCCUCAGAACACGCCUCUGACUCAUGCACCGAUUGCGGCUGGUCUUUCAAGGCCAACUGUCCCCGAUAUCUCAGAGGAUAAAGAAGAGGACAACGACGACGACGACGACGACGAUGCUGAUGCGCUGCGCGAACAGGCACUGGCGAUGGUUCAAGGAAAACUUGCAGGAUUAAUUGGAAAAAGUUCCGGUUAUCUAGAGUCUCUACCUGUUGAGGUUAAACUCAGCGUCGAGGGGCUGAAGGGUAUACAGGUGAAGCACCAUGAACUUCAAAAUCAAUAUAAAAGAGAGUGUCUUGAGCUGGAAAAAAAAUAUCUCGCUCUUCAAAAGCCUCUGUACGAACGCAGAGAAGCCAUCAUCAACGGAUCUGAAAAACCUACCACUGAGGAGAUCACAGCUGGUGAACAGCAGUCUUUGAAAGAUGACGAAGACUACACCCCUGUGCCCAAAGAGAACAUUGUUCCAUCCGCCAUCCCAGAAUUCUGGCUCACCGCUCUCCGAAAUCACAUUGGCCUCGCCGAUCUCAUUACUGAGCGCGAUGAAGGCGCUCUCAAACACCUCCUCGACAUCCGCCUCUCAUAUCUCAAUGAAAACGAAAAAGAGUACGAGGGCAAGCCCGGAUUCAAAAUCACCUUCAUCUUUUCGCCCAACGAGUUUUUCGAGAACGAGACUCUCGAUAAAUCGUACCUUUAUCAGGACGAGGUUGGAUAUUCUGGAGAUUUCGUCUACUACAAGGCGAUCGGAACAGAUAUCAAGUGGAAGGAGGACAAGGAUCUCACCAAAGAGUACGAGAUCAAGAAGCAACGGAAUAAGAAUACCAAUCGUACACGUCUAGUUCGGAAAGCCCGGCCUACGGAAUCGUUUUUCAAUUUUUUCAAUCCUCCUGUCCCUCCAUCAGACGAAGAUCUAGAGAGCGGUAAAUACGAUGAGGAAGAGCUCGAGGACAUCGAGGACAAAUUUCAACUGGAUUACCAGAUCGGCGAGGAUCUCAAGGAAAAGAUCAUCCCAAGGGCCAUCGACUACUUCACUGGGAAAGCCUUAGAAUAUGAAGUUAUGGACGAUGAUGAGGACGAUUACGAGGACCUCGAUGAUGAUGAUGACGACGACGAUGGUCGAUUUGACGAUGUACGCUCACUUCCUUUUCCGUCCUUUUUUUUCCGACUCAUGAUCUCUUUGCAUCCCUAG
This is a messenger RNA of Lentinula edodes (shiitake mushroom), 1230 nucleotides long. RefSeq names its product NAP-domain-containing protein. The record is from RefSeq and is a predicted model, not a curated record. Gene Ontology annotation, molecular function: chromatin binding; histone binding. The coding region runs from base 1 to 1230 and encodes 409 amino acids. The transcript has 4 exons. Gene Ontology annotation, biological process: nucleosome assembly. Gene Ontology annotation, cellular component: nucleus; chromatin. NCBI's taxonomy places the organism in Eukaryota, Fungi, Basidiomycota, Agaricomycetes, Agaricales, Omphalotaceae.